AUGGCCGCUCUAUCAAACCUCGCAUCUGAAGCCGACGGCAGGGCUGCUAUUAUGGAGGAUGAAGAUGAUGGCUUGGGGGCUCUGGUGGAGGUUCUGGAGACAGGUACACCAAGGGGGAGGGAGUUUGCAGUUGCGGCAUUAUGGCAGAUUGCAAGCAACAAUGAGGAGCACAGGAGGUUGAUUCUUGCAGAGGCGCUGCUGCCUUCGGUCAAUGGUCUACUACAGACUGGCACUCCGAGGGCUAAAGAGAAGGCGAAAUUGCUGUUGGCUAAUCUCCGUGGAUCAUAA
Messenger RNA from Closterium sp. Yama58-4, 288 nucleotides. NCBI's taxonomy places the organism in Eukaryota, Viridiplantae, Streptophyta, Zygnematophyceae, Desmidiales, Closteriaceae. The record is from the annotation of a GenBank genome assembly.